AUGUACUUCUCGCUUAAAACCUUGCUCCCCACUGUCGCUGCUCUUGUCCUCCUCAAAGGAGUUGUCGCAGCACCCGUAUUCGAUGACCUCGUCGAGCGCAAUGAUUUUGACGAUGCGUCUUUGCUGGAACGCGAUGCAGUCCUCGAUGCCGUCUUGGAGGCGCGCAUGGACGAUAUUCUGCAUGAAAUUGAUAGCGCCGCUGGCAAGCACAAAUACACGCAUGGUCCGACGCGUCUCUCUAUCAGCGAUAAUGCAAAGGCGGAGCUCAACCGCCUGAAUAUCCACGGAAAAGAACGGAAGAACGCGAUAAAGUGGAACAAGAACAAGGUUAAGAAGGAGAUGAGGAAGAACCCUGAACUGAAGGGUGCCCAUACUGGUGUGAUCGAACAUCUUGCACACAAGGGUGGAAGCCAGCCCAAGGAGAAAAACCACAUCACCGCAUCGUUCAAGGAUAAGCACGGCCAGCAAAUCCACAACAGCUACAACGGCGGGCCAAAUCACCACUUGUAUAUCAACAAGAAUAACGCUGGUGCUGGACGUCAGGCAAAGGGCGGGUACAAGAAGAACAACAACGAGAUCAAAGGCAAGAACACCGGUCACAAAUCAGCUGUUAACAGGAACCCCGAGAGCCGACACGGAAAAAGCAGCCAAAAGAACGGCGGGAAAGGAAAAGGCCAGCAGCGCCAGGGCGGAGCAUCCAAGAACCAGAACAAGGGUCCCCAGGUAAAGAAGGGAGGCAGGAAGUAA
This is a messenger RNA of Psilocybe cubensis, 747 nucleotides long. RefSeq lists its product as uncharacterized. Lineage: Eukaryota; Fungi; Basidiomycota; Agaricomycetes; Agaricales; Agrocybaceae. The record is from RefSeq and is a predicted model, not a curated record. The transcript has 4 exons. The coding region runs from base 1 to 747 and encodes 248 amino acids.